AUGCCUUCAGAUCAUCCGCAAACUCCUGAAAGUCCUUCUCACGCCGUCUCGGGCGUCACCGAUCUCUACAGGAAAACCUCGACCUCACCUCAGUUCACAAACUCACUCCCUACACCAGCGCACAGCAUCAACGGCAGUAUGUCUGCUCUCGGUGCGGACAGUAUGGUAUCGGGGUUUUCUCAGGACGACGCUUCUAAUAAGCGGAAGCGGGAUCCGGAGGAUAGCGGAGAUCGAGACCAGAAAAAGGUUCAUCUUGAGGAAGCUAGGCUCACAAUCGAGCAACUUCACUUGGACGUGGGCGAGAAAUACCUUCUUUGCAGAACGCCCCAUCCUAGACAGUCUCCCCAUCUAUCUCAAGAUCUAUUUGCGAUGUACUCGUUGAACAAUGUGGCUCAGUCGGUAGCAAGGACGAACCCAGAUGGCACGAAGAAUCCUUUGCGAAAGACGUAUAAGAAAUAUAUCAAGACGUUGGGUUUAAGUGGCGCAUUUGAUGUUGGAAAGAAAGAGCUUGACGCACCAGAUACACUGUCCGCUUUAAUAAUGACUCCAGAUGACCAGUGGGAAGCACAGAAUACUACGAGUCGACCGAUGGGCAAAGGGUUCUCAGAUGAAGUCAGAUCGAGUUUGGGCAGUGCAUUCAAGAUGGCAAAGGGUCGCAUACCCAAAGAUCGAUUUGACUCGUCCGUAUUGGGGGAGAUUGUGGCUCGUCCUGUGGACAUGUCGAAGUUGGCUUCAAAUGGGAUAAAACCGCAUCCUCCUCAAAAUCCUGCGGUCGCUCGUACUGCAAAGGGCGAAGUGCCUCGUCCGAAGCGUAACGUCAAGAAGCGAUCAUACGGAGAUGCUAGUUUUGAGGGAUAUGGCGAAGGCUAUAUCGACGACGAGACUCAAGACACCGGUUAUUCUACCGGGGAAGGAGACGAUCGCAGUGGUCGGAAACGGCCUAAGAAGAAUGGACCCCCUCACAACUAUCAAGGCCCUUUGCGACAAAACAGUUAUGGGCCUGGCAUGGUUGGGGUAUGA
Molecule: messenger RNA, 1020 nt
Organism: Glarea lozoyensis ATCC 20868
Lineage: Eukaryota; Fungi; Ascomycota; Leotiomycetes; Helotiales; Helotiaceae
Exons: 3
Coding region: 1-1020 (339 amino acids)
Biological process (GO): regulation of transcription by RNA polymerase II
Cellular component (GO): mediator complex; core mediator complex
Molecular function (GO): transcription coregulator activity
Source: RefSeq, a predicted model, not a curated record